Oncorhynchus gorbuscha (pink salmon) is the source of this 3934-nucleotide messenger RNA. Its product is annotated as arginine--tRNA ligase, cytoplasmic-like. Lineage: Eukaryota; Metazoa; Chordata; Actinopteri; Salmoniformes; Salmonidae. Gene Ontology annotation, cellular component: cytoplasm. Gene Ontology annotation, biological process: arginyl-tRNA aminoacylation. Bases 114 to 2096 code for a protein of 660 amino acids. The record is from RefSeq and is a predicted model, not a curated record. Gene Ontology annotation, molecular function: arginine-tRNA ligase activity; ATP binding. The transcript has 15 exons.
ACAUUUAACUUCAAUACCUCUUCCUCAUCUAAGCCGGGUUCAACUCGCAUUCAAAAGAAAGUCAUUUAGCAACUGAAGCAAACGCUAAUUUACUGUUCUAUACUUUACUGAAAAUGGGAGAUCCUGUGGCUGGUUACACGUCCCGAAUUCAACAGCAGGAGCAGGAGAUCCAUUCCCUGACUGCAGAGCUCGAGAGCCUGAAGAACCCACAGGGCCUGGGUUUGUCCUCGCACCUGGAUGGGCUGAGAGAGGAGAAUGCCAAGCUCAAAUACCGCCUCAACGUCCUCAAAAGGAGUCUGCAGGAAGAGAGGAGCCAGUGUAGUAAAACCAUGAUGAACAUCAACCAGCGCCUGCAGGAGAUCUUUGGGGAGGCCAUCCGGGAGGCCUGUCCCGACCUGGAGAACCCUCCCCUGGCCGUCACCCCCAACCAGCAGGCCAAGUUUGGGGACUACCAGUGUAACAGCGCUAUGGCCAUGGCCCAGAUGAUGAAAUCAAAGGGCCUGAAAGUGAACCCCAGGCAGAUCGCUGAGAAUAUUCAGCAGAACAUUCCUGACAAUGAGCUCAUUGAGAAGACAGAAAUAGCCGGACCAGGGUUCAUCAAUGUUCACCUUAAGAGAUCAUUUGUGUCCAAACUGCUGACCAACCUGCUACUCAACGGUGUCCAACCUCCUCCCUUAGAGAGCAAGAAGAAGGUGGUUGUGGACUUCUCAUCUCCUAACAUCGCCAAGGAGAUGCAUGUAGGUCACCUGCGCUCCACAAUCAUUGGGGACAGCAUGUGUCGUCUCUUUGAGUUCCUGGGCUACGACGUCUUGAGGCUGAAUCACGUAGGGGACUGGGGUACCCAGUUUGGGAUGCUCAUCGCUCACCUGCAAGACAAGUUCCCAAACUACCUGACCGUAUCCCCUCCUAUCGGAGACCUGCAGGCCUUCUACAAAGAGUCUAAGAAGCGUUUUGACGAGGAGGAGGACUUUAAGAAGAGGGCCUACCAGUGUGUGGUCAAGCUGCAGAGCAAAGACCCAGCUUUCAUCAAAGGAUGGAACCUCAUCUGUGACGUUUCCAGGAAUGAAUUCCAGAAGGUCUAUAACUGUCUGGACAUCCAGAUCAUCGAGAGAGGAGAGUCCUUCUACCAGGAGAAGAUGACCGCCGUGGUCAAAGAGUUUGAGGCCAAAGGCCUGGUGGAGAUGGAUGAGGGCCGUAAGAUAGUGUUUGCCCCGGGCCAGCAGAUCCCCCUGACGGUGGUGAAGUCUGAUGGUGGCUACACCUACGACACAUCAGACCUGGCCGCACUGCGCCACCGGCUCUUUGACGAGAAGGCAGACAUCAUCAUCUACGUGACGGACAGCGGCCAGGGCACCCACUUCCAGGUAGUGUUUGCAGCGGCUCAGAUGAUUGGCUGGUACGACCCCAAUGUGACACGAGUGGAGCACGCUGGUUUUGGAGUGGUGCUGGGAGAGGACAAAAAGAAGUUUAAGACUCGUUCCGGGGACACGGUGAGGCUGAUGGAUCUGCUGGAUGAAGGCCUGAAGAGGUCCAUGGAAAAACUCAAGGAGAAGGACAGGGACAAGGUUCUGAGCACGGAGGAUCUGACAAAGGCCCAGCGCUCGGUGGCGUUCGGCUGCAUCAAGUAUGCCGACCUGUCUCACAACCGCAUCAACGACUACGUGUUCUCCUUCGACAAGAUGCUGGAUGACCGGGGCAACACGGCCGCCUACCUCCUCUACGCCUUCACCCGCAUCAGGUCCAUAGCCCGGUUGGCUAACAUCGACGAGGCAGUGCUCCGUAAAGCAGCAGAGACCACGGAGGUGCUCUUGGAGCACGACAAGGAGUGGAAGUUGGGCAAGUGUCUCCUGCGCUUCCCUGAGAUCCUGCAGAAGAUCCUGGAUGACCUGCUGCUCCACACGCUGUGUGACUACCUGUAUGAGCUGGCCACGACCUUCACAGAGUUCUACGACAGCUGUUACUGUAUCGAGAAGGACCGCCAGACAGGUGAGGUGGUAAAGGUCAACAUGUGGAGGAUGCUCCUGUGUGAUGCCACUGCCGCCAUCAUGGCCAAAGGCUUCGACAUCCUGGGCAUCAACCCUGUCUCCAGGAUGUGACCUCAUCACAGUGACAUCACAAUGCCCUCCUCCCAUCUCCUCGGACGACAGAAAAAAAGAGCCUCUUCAACCCAUUAACGUCACUUGGGAUCUUACUGUAUACCAAAUCAAAUAAAAAUUACUGCUUGUAAAAAAAAAAAAAUGGAUCUGGCACCCUGCUCAUCAUUCUCCAUUUAAAUGUCAGAAUACCUACCAAGAGAUUGAGGAAUGUCUGGAGAGGCUGCCAAAACAGCAAUACUGACUUAGGCUACAGCUCAAUUAUUGCACAGGGGAUUCGAGAUGUAUGUGUUAGACAUUGAUCUUUGUUUAUUGCAGCCGAUCCUGACCCGGCCAAAUAAUACAGUAUUUCAGAUGAAAGGCGUCGGUCGGUCGCGAAGGACGCAUAAGUAGCUUAACAUGUGUCCUUUCUUGCAGUGUGGACAGCCAAAAUAAUAUGCUCUAUUUAACCAACAGUGGGAUGGUUUUCUGUCAUCUUAGUCCAGCUACCCCAUCUGUCAUCUGACUUGAAACCCAUAUACAUAUUUGUAACCCAUGCACCUGUGAUAUUGGUCACUUUGAGGACAGCCAAGUGCAGUAGACCUUCCUGUCCUGAAAAAGAUUGAAUCAGUGUUUUAACCAUAUUGUAGACUUUUCAAAAUAUUUUCAUAUCAAUAGGCAAUUAUUGCUCCCAUUUUAUAUAUAUUUUUGAAAAUGUAAUGAAAUUGCAAUGAUUUUCAAAUUCAUUUUAAUUGUAUUGAUGCAAUUACAUUUAAUCUGCGGUUUUAUUAAAGCCUCCAUAAUUUCCUCACAGUAGAGAAUGAAAUGCAUGAUUAUUACUUUAGGUCUGAUACAAACCUGCUGACUGAAUAUAUAUAUAUAUAUAUUUUUUUUUUACUUUGUCCUUUUCAGCAUGGUUCCAGCAACUAUGGUGGAUGUGUACCAAAUCCAGCCCAUGUACAGCUUGGCUUGGCUAGGCACAGUUUGCCUUAAAGUGUGAGUCAGCAACAGUGAGACUUGGGGACAACAGUUGUUCUCCCAAGUGACAGUGGUAGAAGAUCCUCACCCUGGCUAUUUACCUGCACGCCAAGGAUAAAUGAACAGUAAUGAUGAAUGCCUUGUCCGAUCCUGAUAAUCAGCUGUGUGAUUAAUGGAAUUGAUUUGUCCAGCUAAAUGGACAAUUGCUUAUUAUUUACUCAUUGCACAGAUAGCUGUGGACUGACCAGAUAUUGAUUAGACUUGACUUAAGUUCUAAAUGACACAUGAUAACAAGGGGAAGGAGAAAUAACAGGAAGACUAAUCGGUUUGUCUUUGUUUCAAUGCCAAAUAUCCUGUCAUGGUUGGAGGGGCUCCUUUUGUUAGUUAAAUACUAUAUCUUUUCUGUGCAGGUUCAAUGAACAAGGUGCAUCAGUGACUUAACUGGCUUUACUUAGUUGGUUCUCUUGGAUCCAUUGGAGCAAAGGGUGUCCACUUUGGCUUUCCACUUCAGCCAUUUCUGUGUGAAGACUUUUGCCCCUUGCCAGGGCUUUACUGAGUGUACCACAGCAUGUGGUUGCUCACCUAUUAGAUCCAUGGCCACAAAUUAUAGUCAUUAGCCUCUCAAAUGAAGUUGGACUAGCCUAAUUAAUCCUCAAAACCAACAUGGUAUUCUCUGUCAUAGCAACUAAGUGUUGUGUGUUAGCAGGUGCACUAAAUCACUAAUUUAUUGACAAAUGAUAAUCUCACACUCAGAGGCAGCCAAGAAUUUCAUUGUAAGGCUGUGUUUUCCCAUGGUAAAGUUAUGCACUGUUGUAGAUGGCUACAGACUAGUAUUAUGCUGUAAAGGAUGCCAUGAGCUAUAUAAAUCACCUCUCUAAACUUGA